Loxodonta africana (African savanna elephant) is the source of this 1813-nucleotide messenger RNA. It is a transcript of the gene RILPL2, whose product is annotated as Rab interacting lysosomal protein like 2. The coding region runs from base 675 to 1295 and encodes 206 amino acids. The record is from RefSeq and is a predicted model, not a curated record. Gene Ontology annotation, molecular function: protein dimerization activity. The transcript has 4 exons. NCBI's taxonomy places the organism in Eukaryota, Metazoa, Chordata, Mammalia, Proboscidea, Elephantidae.
GCGGAACCCCAGGCCGCCUGACACACGUACGGCGCUCUGUUCACUGCGCUGCUCCGAGCAACUCUGUCCUUAAUUUGCAGCAGACUUCGGGAAAUCCCCUCCAAGAGAGACCCGGAUGUUCCUCCACAAUACGCCGCAAAUUCUAGGGCAAGAAAGCUUGAGUGUGGUAAAGAAAAAGUUAGGUCCUUUUGAGCUUUUUUUUAUUGAUCUCAACGUAGAAACUCCGCCUCCUGUCUCCAUGGAAAUACAGCUUCACAAGCCGUGGUCACCAAGGGCGGAGCUCAGAUCCCCUCCUCUCCCGAGUUGGCAACGGCUCCCAGGUUUGGAAUAAGCGCUGUCCCCACUUCUUCUAGGUUAUCAUCGUUCCUCUUCUCGGCUCCUGUCCUGCUCAGCUGUCCCUUCGUGCCCUGGACCCCACCCCAGCCCCCCGGUCCGGAGCCCGCUGUCCGGCGCGUCCUUCUGGGGACUGUGCGCCCGGCGUCCGGACUUGGCGCGCCCAGCUGCGCCCCCUGCCCGGCCAGUCCCCCGCGGCGCUGAUUGGCGGCUCCGGCCACCCCCGCCCCGGGCCGGUAGGCGCUCGGCCCAGCGGAAAGUUCUCUGCGCGGCCGGGAGGAAGUUGAGCCUUUGGAGAGUCUGAGAAAGCCGUUCCGAAGGUUGCAAAGGGCCUGGUGGCCAUGGAGGAGCCCCCUUUGCGCGAGGAGGAGGAAGAGGAGGACAGGGACGAGGGGGGGCCCGAAGGGGCGCUGGGCAAGAGUCCCUCCCAGCUGACUGCGGAGGACGUCUACGACAUCUCCUACAUGAUGGGCCGCGAGCUGAUGGCCCUGGGCAGCGACCCCCGCGUGACACAGCUGCAGUUCAAAAUCGUCCGAAUCCUGGAGAUGUUGGAGGCGCUGGUGAACGAGGGCAGCCUGGAGGCGGAGGAGCUGCGGAUGGAGAGGGACAGCCUGAGGAAGGAGGUUCAGGCCCUGCGCACAGGGGACCCACCGGCCAGCGGGGAGGUGAACCUGGGGCCAGACAAAAUGGUGGUGGACCUGACAGACCCCAACCGUCCCCGCUUCACGCUGCAGGAGCUGAGGGAUGUGCUGCAGGAGCGCAAUAAACUCAAAGCGCAGCUGCUGGUGGUGCAGGAAGAGCUGCAGUGCUACAAGAGUGGCCUGAUUCCACCAAGAGAAGACCCAGGAGGAAGAAGAGAAAAAGGUGCCUUGGUUGACAGGACCAGCAAUGCCAGCAGUAACAAGGAGGAGAAGACGAUCAUAAAGAAGCUAUUCUUUUUCCGGUCAGGGAAGCAAACAUAGGCUAAGGCAGCAACUGUCAAUCUUGAGAAGACAACCCGCCAAGAAGACUCUGGAAUUUGUCUGUGUGCCACACGUAUGUACUCAGCCGGCUUAGAUGCUUCCCCCUCAAAGCAGUCUGAGGAGGAAGGACGUGAGGUUUCUUCUGGGAUUCUCUUCUUCCCUGGCUACAGAACUGGUGUGCCCUCUGAAGGUAUGACCAGGGCAGGUGAGGAAGCCCAAAGAAGUCUCAAAAGCAAGAGGAAAGUGCAAUGAGAGCCAGCUCCUGUCCCCACUUCACCUGCCCACAGGGCUCUCCGGAGUGCUGACGUGCGUCCAGCUAACCCGGGCCUGCAGGUGACCUUGGACUCUAAUGUCAAGUGGAAAAGGCAUCAGUGGAAAGCGAGAAGGGAGAAAAUAAAGUGGGAAAAUACGAUAUCGACAUUCCCACGGUGACUUGACUGCUAUUUCGUGAAUAUUUGAUUUUGCUAAUGUGACUUUCUUACAUGAUUUUGUAUUAAAGUAAAAUGACUUUUAUACUU